AUGUCAAAAGCUCGAAGAACUCGAAAAUUUGCUGCACAGAAGCGAAUGAUCGCUUUGACGGACUCUAGAAUAAAAAAACAAGACCAACACAAGAAGCUUGUGAACCCUUUGAAAAAGAACGUUCAGCGCAUUUCUAUCAAGCACAACCCAGAAGUGUUCCCGCGGUUAAAGGAUUCAUACAACGAAGCAUUGGGUCCUCCGUACCAUAUACUCUUGGAUACAAACUACAUUAACUUUUCCAUCAAGAACCGUCUUGACCUGUUCCGAUCGAUAAUGGACUGCUUGUUGGCCAAAUGCUUCCUGUACGUCACCGACUGUGUGAUGGGUGAAAUCGAGAAAAUGCCCGAACGCUAUCGUGUCGCCCUAAAGAUUCUUCGUGAUGAACGUAUUCAGCGAUUGACUUGUCAGCAUCGCGGGACAUACGCAGAUGAUUGUCUUGUUGAACGCUGCCAAGCUCGGUGUUAUAUUGUCGCGACAUGUGACAAAGACCUGAAAAGAAGAAUACGCAAGAUAACCGGAGUUCCAAUAAUGUAUAUACGUGGACAUCGUGUGACCAUAGAGAAGAUGCCAAUGGCACUUGGUGCUCCGAAACUU
Messenger RNA from Opisthorchis viverrini, 594 nucleotides. RefSeq lists its product as hypothetical. Lineage: Eukaryota; Metazoa; Platyhelminthes; Trematoda; Opisthorchiida; Opisthorchiidae. The transcript has 4 exons. The record is from RefSeq and is a predicted model, not a curated record. The annotation marks the transcript as partial. Gene Ontology annotation, cellular component: small-subunit processome; nucleolus.